ACACACCCCCGACAUAUCGCCUCAUUCCGGGAUGAACAGCCACAAACGCAACAAGUCACCAAGCAACCACCAGACAUUAAACUUCACACACAUUGCCUGCAGUAUUUUGUCUGUUAUCCGGAGUCAUUCAGAGUUUGCGCAAGAGGCUGUGCUGGUCGUGCGCCAACUUCAGAGUUUGAAUGGCACCGGGAGCGCUGCACGGAUGAUCCGGGUUGGGUGAAAGUACAUCCUGCCGUGGGUCAGUCAGACAGCCAGUCCGCUUCUGAUGCUACUGGGAGAAGAGAUGUCCCCUUUAUUCAUGGACACCGGGUACGAGCCCAACAGCCCCAGCUCUCUGUCAGCUGAGGAGAGCCACAGCAACACCGCUGGAUCGGAGAGAGAAGGAGAGGGACAACAGACGGAAAAGAGAGGGACAAAGAGACAAGAGAAGAACAGAGACGCUGCCAGGAAGAGCCGGAAAAAGCAAACGGAGAGAGCAGACGAGCUUCAUGAGGAGCUCCAGGGUCUGGAGCGGUCAAAUUCAGCCCUUCACAAGGAGAUUGCCUCGUUGAAAAAAGAACUGCACCUCUACAUGACAGCUUUGGAUCGCCACAAGCCUUUAUGCUGCCUCCAAGACUCCACACCCAACUCCAGCUCAACAAUCUGUCCUUCGGUUUCACCCUCAGCCAAGUGUCAGAGCAGCUCCAGCCCUCCUCGGGUCCCUACUCAGGCCCCAAGAACGACUCAACCUGCUGCCCCUUCAUGCUCUACCUCCAGCAUGGGUCUCUCUGCCCCAACAACUACAACAUUAACCUCAUCUAUCAGCUCGUCUUCUGAACUCUUUGCAUUCUCCAGCUCUGUAACUGUUCCUUAUUCCGCCUCUUUCACUACAAUCCCGGCUCCUCACUCCUUGUUCAGUGAUGAUCCUCCUACUCUGAUCGCAUCAAGGCCGACAAAUGUUACGCCUGUCUGCACCAGCCUUGUUUCAAACCCUGUACCCUCCAGCUCCCUCACCACAGCAGCUAAAGCUCAAUCGAGUCAAGGUGCUAACCAGGAACGUUCUUCAGUGUCAGAGAAGGCUUUCUCUACACUUCAGCCUGGUGCACUGGAUGCCUUAAUAAUGAAACAAGCCUCUUUUAAAACUGCCUCAUCGAAUGUGGUGCCUCCUUACUCCCAUUCAGCUGCAGUGACCGCAGGAUUAGUAGCACAUGGUUGUUCCAUGAACGUACCCCAGCUUCAUCCAGGUCACAUUGGAGAAAAUCCAAUCAUUUCAAGUCCACUGCAUUCUCUUUCACGGUCAACUCUUCAAGAUCCUGCUCUUCAGUCCCUCUCAGCGUUCCCUCAGGCCAAUCCAGAGCUGUCUCCUGCCUCUGCCUUUGCCUCAAAGUCAAGUUAUAGUCAACACGUAGCGGCCAGUCCUGCGCCUCUGCUUUCCCUGCUGACCGUCCCGAGUCCUGUUAAUGUGUCUCAGACUACCUCCAGCAGCUUUGAUGGACCUCCUCCUCAGCCCCCACCCUCGCUGCCACCAUUGGGGGAUCCCUCAAGAGAUCUCUCCCUUUCUGAGUUGCUAGAGGUCAAUGACUGGAUCCUGUGGGACUAGUUACCAGUAGCACUACAUGUCACAUAGCAAAAGAAAACCAGUUUACUUGUGCCAGAAUUCUUAUUUAAUUCAUAUAUUUCUAUAUUUCCAUUGGUUUAAUCAAAUACUGGACCCUUUGACAAAGUGGCAAUAAAAUCACAACACAGAGACAUCUGAUGAUUCAGAUUUUCUAAAAGAACUCCUGCACAAUUUAUUAUGAAAAUAAAAUCCUGAGCUGCUACAGCAACAACCAAAAAAAAGGAGAAGGUUCUAUGAGUAAAGGAACAUUUAUAUAUAUCUGGCAUCUUUGUGAAAAGGAAAAUUAACCAGCCAGAUGGGUGCUACAGUUUCCUGAAUCCAGAGAAUAUUUCAACUUUGUGUAAUUCUAGAUAGGGUGGAGUACUUUAAGGAAACGUUAUUAGGAAAAAAUUCCAUCUGUGCCACAUAUGAGCUGAAGUGUGAAAACACAGAUUGCCAAAGUUAACCACACAGCCCUGACCUGGCUGCAUGUGGUGGUAAUUAUGAUUUAAGUCCAGGAAACGUUCUUCCUCUUUUUUCUUUUCUUUUGACUUUAUUUAAAACACGCACACGCACAUAUUUUGCUGCUACUGGCGAUUUGUUUAAGUAUUUCAAUAUUUCAUUUUUCAUUUUCAAAAGCUAAACUUUAAUUUUAUACAUUUAUUGAUGGAAUGAAAACAGAAAAACAAAGAUUUUUCUUCACUUCAAAUAAUAGAACUGCAUUAUUUCUACCUAAUAUAAUUAGGCUCUUAUAUGAUUCAUUGUUCAUUUAGGUCUUUUACCAGGGUUUGCUUGCAAAGGUGUAUGCACAACCAGACAAAAUGGGUAACUGCCCAGAGCCCAAUACUAUACUAUACCCAAUACUAAAAAGUGUGGGUAUCUGGGUUAUUUAUCUGUCUUCUCUGCUUAUUGCAUAUUGCAUGUUCCCAAAUAAAUAUGUGCUUAAACUAAAUAAUCACAUACAGUUGGUCCAGAGGGGCUCACAGCUCAUCUUUAUACUGUGGCCCCCUAGUGGUUAGUGUUUAGUCAUUACUGCAUGGACAAUUAAUGUGCUGACUCAAAACCCUUAUUUUCUCUUACUGCUUGAUCAAAUCCAGCCACAUGUAUGUAGAGACAUGUCACAUAUUUUUGGAUUAUCUUGUAAUAAUGUUUUACACUGACAGAAAGCCUGCACUGAUUUGUGAUGGAGAGGCCUGUAGAGAGCAGGAUGAUGUUAUUAGGGAAAGAUUCAUUAAGCACAAUGAUGAUGGUGACAGGGCUGCCCACUCACACGCCUGUGAGUCUAAGUCUAAAAAUGAUUAUUAUAGGGAAAUUAAUAAUUCCCUUACUGUGCUUAUGAGUCACAUGAGAGAAAUAGCUUUUUUUCCCACGACCCCCUCUCUCUGCAGCUGUUCCAUUGGAACUACUGCUUUAAGGAAAUAAAGAUUGUAAUAUAAAAACGAAACAAAAUAGGAGAUCUAGCUAGGCUUCUGCUCCAUGAUUGUAAUAAAAUGACGAUUUUGUUUUUUCAGAGGAUGAUUUAUGUAGAUUAUAUUGCUUUAUAUACACUAUAUCUGUAGAUUUAUGUAAAAUAGGAGCGUUUUUAGGCUUUGUUUGUGUGUAUUAUGACAGUUUUGUAUUUAUCAUGCAUUAGAUUAAUAUAUUUAUGCUGUCAUACUGGUGAAAUAGGAAAAUAAUUGCAAAUAAAAACAUUUUAUUAAAACA
Larimichthys crocea (large yellow croaker) is the source of this 3280-nucleotide messenger RNA. RefSeq names its product basic leucine zipper ATF-like transcription factor 2 (gene batf2). Gene Ontology annotation, cellular component: nucleus. The transcript has 3 exons. Gene Ontology annotation, molecular function: DNA-binding transcription factor activity, RNA polymerase II-specific; RNA polymerase II cis-regulatory region sequence-specific DNA binding. The coding region runs from base 266 to 1579 and encodes 437 amino acids. The record is from RefSeq and is a predicted model, not a curated record. NCBI's taxonomy places the organism in Eukaryota, Metazoa, Chordata, Actinopteri, Sciaenidae. Gene Ontology annotation, biological process: regulation of transcription by RNA polymerase II.